GGAGCGAGUCGCUGAGCGCGAGUCGGAGGCUGGGCGUCUGCAGAAGCGGUCCUCGGUGCGAGCUGGUGUCUCUCUUCUGGAAGAGGUCUGGGGUGGCGACUGCGGACGAUGCUGUGUUCUCGGCUGCUCUGUGCGUGUCUGUGGCUGGUAACCGGCUACGCACACGAUGACGACUGGAUCGACCCCACUGACAUGCUCAACUAUGACGCAGCCUCAGGAACGAUGAGGAAACCUCAGCCGAAGUCACGAUUUGAAGACUCCUUUGGCGUGGAUCCGUAUAAUGUGUUUAUGGUGCUUCUGUGUCUGCUGUGCAUCGUGCUGUUAGUGGCUAUCAAGCUGUGGACAUAUGUUCGGCAUUAUACCAAGUUCAUAUGUUCUUUAUUGGCACUGGGGGGUACCUUCAUCAACCUUGUCAUGGAUCCAUGGAAGUAUAUUGGAAAAGGAACUGGUCAAUUUGUUACAGCACUCAUGAAGGAGAUCCCGGUGCUCUACCAAGUUGUACUGUUCAUCAUCGUGGCCCUGGGCGUCCUGGGUUUCUGCUAUGGUGCUGGGAACUCACUUCAUUUGCUGAGAUGUUCAGGUGGUCCCAGAAGAGAGCCAUACCAGGGUUUUCAGCCAGGUGACCAGCGCCGGCAGCAGAGAAAUGACUUCAGACCCAGUGGCGGAGCAGGUGAUGCAGACUCUUACUGUGGGGGCCAAAUCGGCCCCUCUGAGCAAGGCCCUUAUGACAGAAUGUCUGAGGGUAAGAGACAUGUUUUGAAAGAGAGAGAUGCUGACUUGAGAAUUCACACUGGCCACGAGAGCCCUGAAGUGCUCCCGGUGUCUGAUUUACCAGAGACGGACAUGAGAGAAACGCCCCAGGUGUCUGAUUUAUCAGACAGAGAGUGGAGAGAAGUGCUUCCAACGUCUGACUUGCCAGACACAGAGACGCGAGAGCGCCCCGAGGUGGUGUCCAGUCCCAGAGGGACUGGUGGAGGCCCAGGAGAACACUCACCCUCGGAGAGGCACUGGAGCACUGCAGGCAGCCGGCCCCCCCUGAGCUCACCUCUGGCCGGGAGGCCUCAGGGAGCGUGGACGGCUCGGCAGCAGCAGGGAAGGCCCAGCUCCAGACUGAUGCCAAAGGCAGCCCCGAGGAGGGCAGCACCGCCAGCCCGGCAGGCCCGGCUGCCGGAGCCGCAGGAGCCGCAGGAGCAGCAGGUGGAAGGGACCCGCCCGGUGGCCCGUGUGUCUAGAGGAACUCGGACUCGAACCGCAGCUUGGAGGCGGUCUUUUUGUGUUGGGAUUUUGUGA
Molecule: messenger RNA, 1290 nt
Organism: Phyllostomus hastatus (greater spear-nosed bat)
Lineage: Eukaryota; Metazoa; Chordata; Mammalia; Chiroptera; Phyllostomidae
Product: chloride channel CLIC-like protein 1
Exons: 7
Coding region: 109-1290 (393 amino acids)
Cellular component (GO): membrane; endoplasmic reticulum
Molecular function (GO): chloride channel activity
Source: RefSeq, a predicted model, not a curated record